AAUUCUUGUAUGCAUAUCAGGUCUAUACACAAGAUCUUUCUUCUCGGUACAUUAGUGUAUAAGCUAUUAAACACAGAUGGACAACCAAGCCGAGUUGGUCUGGGAGAAAUGUAACACAGUGUAUAACAAAUGUGACGGAGAAAAAGCUUUGAUGAAAGCUUAUGAUGAGUGGGCCACGGAAUACGAUCGCGACCUUGACGUUUUAAAUUAUAGUUCUCCAAAUCAAGCUUCACAAUGUGCCUUGAAAUAUUUAGGUUGUGGCGAAUCGACAAAAAUACUCGACGUUGCAUGCGGCACUGGACUAGUCGGAGAAUUUUUACGUAAAAACAAUUUUAAAGGACUAUUACAUGGGAUUGAUGGCAGUGCUGAAAUGCUUAAUGUUGCCAGAAAAAAGGUGAUCUAUGAUGAUUUAUUCACUCAAUUUAUCUUGCCCGGAAAGCCUAUUAUGCCUAGUCCAAGCUUGAAGUACGAUGGUGUAAUGUGCGUUGGAGCAAUAACUAAGAAUCAUUUGGAUCCCAAAGUAUUGGAAGAUUUUCUGAAUGUUUUGAUACCUGAAGGAAUUAUUUUGUUUGUUUUAUCAAAAAGUAGAAUCAAUGUGGAGGUGGCAAAAACUGUUGAUGAAGUUUUAAAAUGUCUGAUUAAUUCUGGAAAAAUUGAAGAACUCGAGGUUCGCAGUAUCGAAAGUGCAUUUCAAAUAGAAGACGACGAUGUACCCAAUAAUAUUCAGAUUGAAACCUCCGCAAGUAAUCACAUUUAUUGCUAUAAGAAAAAAUAAAUGAAAAUUUAUUGA
Molecule: messenger RNA, 790 nt
Organism: Styela clava
Lineage: Eukaryota; Metazoa; Chordata; Ascidiacea; Stolidobranchia; Styelidae
Product: methyltransferase-like protein 27
Source: RefSeq, a predicted model, not a curated record